This is a messenger RNA of Oncorhynchus keta (chum salmon), 4935 nucleotides long. RefSeq names its product YTH domain-containing family protein 1-like. The record is from RefSeq and is a predicted model, not a curated record. The coding region runs from base 352 to 2214 and encodes 620 amino acids. Gene Ontology annotation, biological process: mRNA destabilization. The transcript is spliced from 6 exons. NCBI's taxonomy places the organism in Eukaryota, Metazoa, Chordata, Actinopteri, Salmoniformes, Salmonidae. Gene Ontology annotation, cellular component: cytoplasm. Gene Ontology annotation, molecular function: N6-methyladenosine-containing RNA reader activity; mRNA binding.
AAUGGGAUAGAACAGCCAUUGGGGGAAGUGCUGCACGCUAACUGUGGAGGGAUCUCUGGAGUGAAAAAAAAUACGUAAAAGAUUUAACUGUGGACAGAUUGUACCGGAUCCAAAAACAAUAUUCUGUGGAGAUCUAGAAAUAUUAUCCCGAAUUAUUUAAGCUUGGACAUUGAAUCCGAGCAGACCGGAUAAGAUACUUGCACUGUGGGAGUUGAUCUGGGGAUACAAGCAGUGGAAAAACACUUUAGCUAGCCUAGCCAGCUAACUGAGCUAGGAACCAUCGAAAACCGGAGCAUCAGAUACACUGACCUGCUAGGCUCCGUGCGAAUCCAGGGACUUGCUUAAUGAAUUAUGUCUGCCACAAGCAUUGACCCUCAGAGAUCAAAGGGACAAGCAUCUAAAGUGCAAAAUGGUUCGCUGCAUCAGAAGGAGACUGUCCACGACAAUGACUUCGAGCCGUACCUCACUGGCCAAUCAACCCAGGUGCGUGACUGGCCGCAGAACAGCAGCUACCAGUCCAUGACCGACCCCUACCUGUCCAGCUACUACGCCCCCUCCAUUGGCUUCCCCUACCCCCUCAGUGAGGCCCCCUGGUCCACCGGUGGAGACCCCCCAAUCCCUUACCUCACCCCCUACGGACCCUUGAGCAAUGGAGACCACCACUUCAUGCCCGACACCGUGUUUGGCCAGCCUGGAGGGCUUGGCAGCAGCAUCUACCCCCACCGCUUUAACUUUUUCCCUGAGAACCCGACCUUCUCCACCUGGGGCACCAGUGGCUCCCAGGGCCAGCAGACUCAGAGCUCAGCCUACGGUGGCAGCUAUAGCUACCCUCCCAGCUCCCUGGGUGGCACACUGGUGCCUGACGGCCAGACAGGCUUCCAUAGCGACACCCUCAACAAGGCCCCUGGCAUGAACAGCCUGGAGCAGGGCAUGGUGGGCCUGAAGAUCGGUGGUGACCUCACAGGCCAGGGGUCAGGAAUCAAGGCUGUGGGCUCUGUGAUUGGUGGACCGCCAGUCGUGGCACAGGGGAACGGGGGUACGUCUAUCGGUAUGCCCCCGCCGAAGCCCGCCUCCUGGGCGGCCAUCGCUAGUAAGCCGGCCAAACCCCAGCAGCUGAAGACCAAGGUGAAACCAGGCAUGCCCAGCCCUGGGGGAACCCUGCCCCCUCCGCCCAUCAAACACAACAUGGACAUUGGCACUUGGGACAACAAGGGGCCUAUGAAUAAAGUGGCCCAAGCCCCCAUGCAGCAGCAGCAGGCUAUGAGCAUGCCCCAUGGCCACCCCAUGCAGCCCCAGACCCCCAUGCAGCAGAACCCCAUGCAGCCCCCUCCCCAGUCCCUGCUGCAGCAGCAAAUGCAGCCCAUGGCCUUACACCACCAGCACCCUCCUCAACCCUACCAACACCAGACCCAACCCCCACCUCCCCAGACCCGCUGGGUCGCCCCGCGCAACCGUAACCUUGGAUACGGACAAGGAGGGGCCGGCAUGGACGGAAGCAGUAUGAUUGGCAUAGUCAGCGGGGGUAAUGGCGGUCCCCCUGGUUCUGCCGGUAUGGUCCCUGGUGGAGUGGAGAACCACCCGGUGUUGGAGAAGCUGCGUGCCGCCCACAGCUACAACCCCAGGGUGUUUGAGUGGAACCUGAAGAACGGCCGUGUGUUCAUCAUCAAGAGCUACUCUGAGGACGACAUCCACCGUUCCAUCAAGUACUCCAUCUGGUGCAGCACCGAGCACGGCAACAAGCGCCUGGACGGGGCCUUCCGCAGCCUCAACGGCAAAGGACCCGUUUACCUGCUGUUCAGCGUCAACGGCAGCGGCCACUUCUGCGGCGUGGCCGAGAUGCGCUCGUCCGUGGACUACGGGACCAGUGCCGGCGUGUGGGCGCAGGACAAGUGGAAGGGCAAGUUUGACGUGGACUGGCUGUUUGUUAAGGACGUGCCCAACAGCCAGCUGCGCCACAUCCGCUUGGAGAACAACGACAACAAGCCGGUGACCAACUCCCGGGACACUCAGGAGGUCCCUCUGGAGAAGGCCAAGCAGGUGAUGAAGAUCAUCGUGGGCUUCAAGCACACCACCUCCAUCUUCGACGACUUCUCCCACUAUGAGAAGAGGCAGGAGGAAGAGGAGGAGGUACGCAAGACCUUUGAGCCGCCUGCACCCAUCCAGAACCGUUCUCGGCUGGAACAGGAGCGCCAAAACAGGAGUAAACAGCAGUAGAAGACAUUUAUCCUUGGCUUGAUCAACAGUUACACUAGGACAUUCGAUUUAAGAGACAGAAUAAUUCAGAAAUUAUAUUUAAAAAAAAAAAAAGUUCUUUUUUUUUUUCUAUUUAAUCCUGGUGAAUUUCUGCCACCACCGUGGAGACUUGCGCUUUCCGGCCCCAGGUACCACCCAUCACCUCUUGUGCAGGGAUAACAAGCUGAGUUCAUGUAUUACCUAGCCACCACCAUCACAUUGUUUUAGUUCUGGUUGACUUCGUUUUUUUACAUUCUCUCCCAUAUACUCUUUCUCGUCAGACUGGAUUUGUUUUUGACCUCUCCUGGCCCCUCCCUCAUAACUCUUCCUGGAUUUGUUUUUGACCUCUCCUGGCCCCUCCAUAAUAACUCUUCCUGGAUUUGUUUUUGACCUCUCCUGGCCCCUCCCUAAUAACUCUUCCUUGAAUUGAAUCAGGGUUUGACAGCACCAAGGAGAAGAGAGAAUAUCUGCCACUUUAUAUUUCUGUACAAUCAGGAACUGCCGUGUCCUGCCCCUGUUUGUCCAUUGGGGGGCGGUGUUGUCAUCCUUCAGAGGUUUAACUGUGCCAACAGGGUUGGAGGAUCCCAAAGGCAAAAAAUGUUCGGACUUAGAACUGUGUGUGAUAAUGAGACUUCAGCGGUUUAUCUAUUUUUCAUUCAAGAUCAACAAAGUCUAUAUUUUAUGGCUUACUACUGACAAUUUUCAGUUCAGAAAGAUGAUUUUUCUGGAGCCUUAAUAUUUUGUUUUCUAGUCAUUGAUGACUUGUCAAAAGAAUCUUUAACUGACAGUGCUGGAGAAAUCAGGGAUAGUCUGAAGUCAGACGUGGGACAUUUCAAAGGAGGAAAUGUGUAAAGGCCUCUGGGAAGGAAGUAACUGAUGGGUGUCCUCCACGAUGAUGGAGCUCUCACCAUCUGAAUUGAAAAUGAUACUAUUUUACAUCCUUAACACCCUUCCACUUUGUUUUGAUAAAUGACAUUUGUCUUGAAGAAGUUGUCAUUAUCAGGAGAUUAUGUUCACGUACUCAAGCCAGUCUGAGAGAAAUGUAGCAUUCACCAUUUUAAAUUAAUUAUUUUAUAGUUGGAAUGAUGUGCUGUAACUGCUACAUAUGAAUGAAUUGUUUCUCUACUUGGAAAAAUCACUUGGGUUAAUUAUCCGUUCAUCAUAGAUCUGUCUUAAUCUGUUUUGUUUGACUUUCUUCUCAAAAUGUGUUUUCUGUAAAUCUCAUUUUCUUGUUAAUGCUAAGAUUUAAUGUAGGAGCCUGUAGUCAUGGAGAUGACCUGAAAUGAGCAACUGAUUUACUAUCAAGAGUAAGAAAACAAAUAAGAACUAAAUAUGGUUUCUGUGUUUUUUGUUGGUCAAAGUCAUUGAAAAUAAGUCAGUGGUAUCAGGAAUUAUCUAUCCAUCAAGAUUGAUUGGUGGUUGAACAUUGAAUGAUAAACAAUUAUCCCUAAUUAAAAGCCCACAAUGUGCAAUCAUGCAGGCUGCAAUCACAGUCUGGUAACCUUGAUUACAUUGUGGUUAAACACUAUACAACCCUUUUGAGUAAUGGUUGGCACAACGAUUUCUUUCCAGUACAGUUCCUUUAUUGACAGUACAGCAGUAUUUCCUUUGUUCUCUUACUGAUCUCAGACAUGCUGGAUUCCCAUUCUGCACAGAGAAACAGGGUAUAAACUGUUCUGUGUGCCAUUCAGUCCACUCCCUUGUGUUGAAGGUUUAUUCUGACUUGAGCAUUAAACCUGGAAUUCUGUGACAUCACAGUGUGUGUGAGCAAGAGAGAGACAUGGAUGUGAAUGCUGUCCCUCACUCUUACUGCACAUCAGUGGAGGAGCUAUAGGACGACGGGCUCAUUGUAGUGGCUGGAAUUAAAUAACUGGAACGGAGUCCAGCGUGGUUUCAAUAUGUUUGAUAUCGUUCUAUUGAUUCCAUUCCAGCCAUUACAAUGAGCCCGUCCUCCUAUAGCUCCUUCCACCAGCCUCCACUGCUGUAGUGUGAACCCGCAUCUUUUGUGUUCAUGGAGUUGUAACAGCGUUGUUUCUUGCCAUGUGCCUGGAUCAGUUCCAGACUUGCUGGAUGUUUGUGUAUCACCACACAGCCCAGUCUCAGAUGUUGCGUAGCUGCUCUUUUCCCUGGCCGGUGUAGUGUAGCCCCUGCAUGUCUGGAGACAUGACCUUUGACUUCGUACAGGGGACGUCCGGGUGCAUCUCAAUAGUCUAAAGGGGCUUCCUUCCUCUCCUCCAUCUGCAGUAAUGUGAAAAUGGAGUUAAAGCCAUAUGGGGUGGGUGAUUUCUAUGGUGUUUUCUUCCACAAGUUGUCUUUCACACCAGUAUAGAUGAAGGAAAGGAGACAAGUGGAGGAAGCCACUUGAGAUUAUAGACAUUGCUGUUUUUCUUUCGGUCAAGAAGCAUGAAAUGGAUGUGAUGCCUAUAGUUCAGGACUUACAUGCACGUGUCGAGUUGUUUGCUGCAAUAGAAGGCCAUAUGUAUGGUUCUAAAAUAAAGGAUAUGUCUAUUACACUAAAGGAAUAAUGACGUGAUAUAAAACAAAUAUUAAUACAAUGAAUUAUUGUAUAGACUUGCAAGUAAACCACUUUAGCUAUAUCAGUGGGAUCAACCUGUAAGGUUUUGAAAGCUCUAUCUUGGUUUAUUAUAUUUUUUCCUUUAGAAAAAAUCAAGCCUUAAUAAACUGUAUAUUUAGCAACAAUCA